AGCUAUGUAAAUUGUACGUUAUUCGUUUCGCAACGGAGCCAGUGCCGACGUGACCUUACAUCCAAUAGGAUGUGUUGUGCGAUAGCAGAAUUAUCACAGUAAUAAUAAAUAACAACAUUGAAGGAAUAACAUAAAAAUCACAUUCCUAAUCGGUGCUGGAUAUACUUUUAUCACAAUCUUAUCAGUGAGCCAUUGGCACUCGAAGGUUGCCAAUGUUUUCAUUAGCAGAAACAUGUGGUUGGCGUGGAUCGUCUUAGCAAUACUCGGGAUCAAAGUGUUCAACAAGCUGACAUCGGGAAAAUGUUACGCGGACACCGUGAUGAGCGGUAAAGUGGUGGUGGUGACCGGCGCGAGCGGCGGCAUAGGGUUCGAAACAGCCCUGGAGCUGGCGAAGCGAGGGGCCAAAGUCAUAAUCGCGUGCCGAAACGAUAAGAAGGGCGAACGGGCAGUCAGGAUUAUAAAGAAAAUAACCAAAAACAAAAGAGUCCGACACAUACACCUGGAUUUGACCUCUCUAGCAUCGGUGAGGCAGUUCUGCCACGAAAUGAGCUCCACAGAAGCAAAACUAGACGUUCUGGUGAACAACGCGGGGGCUAUAUGCACUACGCGCGAACGCACCAGCGACGGCCUGUUGAAAGACAUGCAGAUAAACUAUUUCGGCCCGUUCUUGUUGACCAAUCUUCUGAUACCGAUGUUGAAAGCGGGCGCGCCCAGUCGGGUCGUAGUCGUGUCGUCGGCCUGGCAUAAGUUUGGGACCAUCGAUGGGAUAGACGACGAUAGAACCGGCUACAUACAGUCGUAUGCCAACAGUAAGCUGUGCAAUAUACUCUUCACCAAGGAGCUGGCCAGGCGGUUGAGGGACACCUGUAUAGUGGUCAAUUGCCUGAACCCGGGACAGGUGAACACGUCGCUAUAUAGAAGCUCCACGAUAUUGGAAAAGUUGAGGAGCGUUUUAUUGUAUUUCUUCUUCAAAACGCCGGCAGAGGGCGCUCAAACGUCCGUGUAUGUGGCGGUUUCCGAUGACUGCGAUUUGGUAACGGGCGGGUAUUUCGAAGACUGCAGGGAGGCGAGGCCGAGUGCGAAGGCUGAAGACGAAGUUCUAGCGAGAAAACUAUGGACGGUCACAGAGAGACUCGUGCAUUUGAAACCGGAUGAAUUGCGCGAGGUUUCGUCGUAGUUGAAAUAAUUAUAAUCAAUAGUCAUAAUGACCUGUGAAUGUUUAACUAUAAGAUUCA
This is a messenger RNA of Zerene cesonia (dogface butterfly), 1235 nucleotides long. Its product is annotated as retinol dehydrogenase 14-like. The transcript has a single exon. Lineage: Eukaryota; Metazoa; Arthropoda; Insecta; Lepidoptera; Pieridae. The record is from RefSeq and is a predicted model, not a curated record. The coding region runs from base 233 to 1177 and encodes 314 amino acids.